CCUUUAGACACACCAUCUUCCAUGGCGACUUUAAGUAUAACAUUUAGAUACGUUGGUCAUCAUAUUCCUAAAAAAGAACGUCAAUCUAAACUUGAAGAAAUAAAAGCCAAGUUCACAAAUAUUUAUGUUAAAAAUUUGGACACCGAGGUUAAAUUAGAAGAGUUCCGUAAUCUCUUCACAGCCUUCGGUAGAAUCACAUCUGCUGUUAUUGCCACUGAUGAAGCUGGCAAUUCUAAGGGAUUUGGCUUCGUUAAUUAUGAAAAUCAUGAAGAAGCAGCACGUGCAGUGGGUGAGCUUCACGAUACAGAGUUGAAAGGAAAAAAAUUAUUUGUUGCCCGUGCUCAGAAAAAACAUGAACGUGAAGAAGAAUUACGAAGGCAAUAUGAGCAGGCUAAAAUGGAAAAACUGAACAAAUAUCAAGGAGUCAAUUUGUACAUAAAAAACCUUGAGGAUGACAUUGACGAUGAGAAAUUGCGUCAAGAGUUCUCUGUCUACGGUGUUAUUACAAGCGCAAAGGUGAUGAGAGAUGAGAAAUCGCAAUCUAAGGGGUUUGGUUUCGUUUGCUUCUCGUCUCCUGAUGAAGCUACCAAAGCAGUAACCGAAAUGAAUGGUCGCAUGAUUGGCAAUAAACCCAUUUAUGUUGCUUUGGCUCAAAGAAAAGAUGUACGAAAAUCACAGUUAGAAGCUCAAAUUAAUCAGAGGAACCUAAUCCGUCAGCAACAAGCGUCAGUUGGAAUGGGUGCCGGUGCCUUUGGAAUGCCCGGUGUGUAUGCUCAUCCAGGUUCAUAUGGAAUGAGGUCUGGCCGCCCAGCUCCUUUUUACGGUCAAGUUAACAUGAUUAAUGCCGUCCCUGGUACGACUCCAAACCUUCGUGCCAAUAAUUUCGGAGGAAUUGUCAAUCGUCCUAAUGGAAGACCACAAAAUAAUCCUCCUCAGAACACUGGCCGCGGAAACCCUAAUGCUAAUCGCAGCAUUAGGAACCAAUAUCAGCAAGCACCUAAACAGCAUAAUCAAUUCAGUCAAAACAGUCGUGUUAGUAAUGGGCAAGGACCAUCUAACACUCGUAAUACCGUUCCCGCCGUGCAAAGUACUUCAGCCUCUAUGGGCUCAGUCUUUGAUAAUCGUAAAAUUAUUGGUGUUUCUCACGAAGCGCAAAAACAAGUGCUUGGUGAACAAUUGUUUCCUAAGAUUUCGGCACGCCAACCUGCAUUGGCUGGUAAAAUUACUGGAAUGUUGCUGGAAAUGGAUAAUGUUGAGUUGGUACAUUUACUCGAAAGUCCUGGCGCUCUAGAUGCUAAGGUCGAAGAAGCAGUUACCGUGCUGAGACAACACCAAAUGGCUACUGGCCAAGACUUUCCCCAAUCUGAUUAA
Racocetra persica is the source of this 1371-nucleotide messenger RNA. NCBI's taxonomy places the organism in Eukaryota, Fungi, Glomeromycota, Glomeromycetes, Diversisporales, Gigasporaceae. The record is from the annotation of a GenBank genome assembly.